This is a messenger RNA of Australozyma saopauloensis, 1269 nucleotides long. RefSeq lists its product as uncharacterized. The coding region runs from base 1 to 1269 and encodes 422 amino acids. The transcript has a single exon. NCBI's taxonomy places the organism in Eukaryota, Fungi, Ascomycota, Pichiomycetes, Serinales, Metschnikowiaceae. The record is from RefSeq and is a predicted model, not a curated record.
AUGUCAUAUAAAACCCUAUCAAGACUACCUCCUCACAUACGGCAUUUGUUUAAAGAGUACAAAAAAGCCUCAGAAAGACUUACAGACAUUCGUGGUACUGCCAAAAAUUUCAUACAGAAAAGUGCACCGCUGUAUCAGACUUUCACCAGAAGGAAGCUAGUUUCAAAUGAACACAACGGGGAACCGAUUUUUAAUCCUAAAGAUUUUACUAGGGUAGAAGCUGAUAUACUUAAAAACAUUUUCGACAAUCCGCUCAAUCUAGAGGCUGAGGCAGAUGAAUUCUUGAACAAGAGGAUUGAACUAUUAUACGGCAAUCCAACGUCAGAAGACCACCAGACAACCUUAAUCAGCACAAGAGGAGAUGAUCGCAAAGCCAUGAGUGCUUAUCACUCGCGCAUAGCUUCCAACUUUGCAUCAUAUUACUCGCCUCUCGAGGCUCCAUUUUCGUUCUCCAAAUCACUCAUUUGGUACCGGCGGCUUCUCGCAAAUACGCCAAUUAUCUUUUUUUUUAAACAAAAGCAACAUCUCUUCUCAGAAGCCAGUUUGAUCCAGUACAAUUUCGCGGAGCAUACUCUACGAGAAAACGUCCGCCAACUAAAGAAAAAGUAUUUCCAGGAUGAUUCUCUUGAUAAAAGAGUGAGAAACUAUUAUAUUUCUGACCUAGUUACGACGGAUGUUCUUUCGCUAGCCAUCAAUUCUGAGAAUUUGAAAACGCUUCCUGAGGAAUGCUAUGGGUCCCGAGAUUUCUGGAAACUGUUGGAGUCAUCCGACGAGCUCAUCGAAUAUAUCCGCCGCCAGCGAAUAAGUUUAUUCGACAGAGAAUUGUCAUUUGAACCUCCAGAAGAGAGCAAAAAUUCUUCUGCGGGCAAGACCAAUAAAACUAUUGGUGAAGGCCCCAACUCGAAAAAAGAUAUUGAGUACAAUGACUAUUUCAUUCUUACAAUUGAAGAGGCCGUUAUACGCGAUGAUCACAGCCCACUUCUUGAUGUUAUUGCUAACAUGAAUGAUAUAGAGUUGUGCGCUGUCCGAAUUAACCACACCAAAGCCGCGACUGAAGAAGUGAUACACGCAGAUAAGAACAAGCCAAAAAGCAGCUACGAGCGACUUUUGGGCUCAGCGGCGGAUGGAGGCAUAGACAGGAUGCCGCUUGAACAGUUAUACAAACGACUCGGAGAGUGGGGUUUUACAACAGUUAAGGCGAACAAUGGACGCUCAGCUUGGUAUUUGUUCAAAGACUCCAAAAUUGAGGCUGAAAUUCGUCACCAAUAA